CCACUGACACAACUACAUAUAAGUGGCAUUCUCGAUGCUCUGACCAUUUUGAGAUGAAUCUAAUCAAAUUACUUUGAGUAAAACAAAGCAAGAUGAGCACUACCACAGUCGAAACGCAGGCUCCCCCCCCACGAUGACAUGUACGGCAAAUACCAUCCCACUGAUCCGAGAAAUCUCAACCUGGAAUCCAACUUUGGGCCGAUGAUUCCAGAGCAGAUUGGGUAUUUGCAGCCUACGUCGAGGGAUACGCCAAUGGAGAUUAUGAAGAAGCGAUUCGACCGUGAUGGAUAUCUUCUGGUCAAAAACCUCCUCCCCAAACAGCCCGUCCUCGACUGUCGCCGGGAAUACUUCAAGCACAUGUCGCCAUCUGGUCUUCUCAAAGAAGGAACGGAUCUAGUCGACGGCAUCUUCAGCGAGAAAGAUAGUCGCAAGUUCUUACCCCCGGGUAAUCUGCGACGACUGUUCGGACUCAAAGACGACGAAGAAUCAGACAAGUAUCUGGAGCUGAUGAUCAGCGCGCACGAAGCAAAGUUCUAUCUUGAUCUCUGCGAGAUUCCCGAACUCCGCGACUUCAUCCGCAGGUUCGAAGGCUGGGAGCACAUCACCAUGUUGCAGCGGACGAUGCUGCGGGCAUUCACGCCCGACUGCGAGCUCACGCCUGUCCACUUCGACCAGAUGUAUCUCCGCGCUGGUCCGGCGACGAGUCUGACGGCGUGGGUUCCCAUCGGGGACAUCUCGCUCGAAGGGGGCGGGCUGAUGUAUCUCGAAAACUCGGCGGAUAUAGGCAGACAGACGGAGGAAGAGUUCAGUCGGAAUGCGGGCAAUCUGACUGACGAAGAACGCGUGUCUGCGUUUAACAAGAACAUGAACGACGGGGGGUUUCUGAGCCGGGAUACGGUUGAGUACGGACAGAAGACGAAGCGAAAGUGGCUGAUCACCGAGUAUGAAGUUGGGGAUGUCAUCUUCCAUAAUCCGUUUAUGGUGCAUGCGAGCUGCAAGAAUAAGGAUCCAGAGAGGAGGAUUCGACUGGCGACGGAUUUGAGGUUUGUGGAUGCCACGAAGCCUUAUGAUAAACGUUGGAUGAAGGUAUACAGACCGCUGGAUGGGUUGUAAUCUACAUGCAUCUGGAGAUAUACUUAUUUAUUAAACAUGAUGUCUAUACCUCAUAUGGUUUCACACCCAAAUACUUCCACACCAUGGCACUGUCCAACUCUACAGCCCGAUUCUUCACCGACAAAGUCACGUCAGCCGAUCCAUCAUUGAUAUACACCACACUCUUCUCCUAUACAGAUAUUAGCAAUUAUAGCAUAAAUGCAGUAGACACU
Messenger RNA from Aspergillus wentii DTO 134E9, 1325 nucleotides. Its product is annotated as phytanoyl-CoA dioxygenase family protein. NCBI's taxonomy places the organism in Eukaryota, Fungi, Ascomycota, Eurotiomycetes, Eurotiales, Aspergillaceae. The transcript is spliced from 3 exons. The record is from RefSeq and is a predicted model, not a curated record. Bases 139 to 1113 code for a protein of 324 amino acids.